This is a messenger RNA of Moesziomyces aphidis, 1965 nucleotides long. The record is from the annotation of a GenBank genome assembly. Lineage: Eukaryota; Fungi; Basidiomycota; Ustilaginomycetes; Ustilaginales; Ustilaginaceae.
AUGGCAGAAGUGACUCGCACCGCAUCGCCGGCCAGCUCGAGGCAUGUGGCUUUCGACGCCAAAUGCCAGGUGAUCCCGGAGGGCGACUGCAACGACCUGCGCAAGCUGCUCAGUCUCUGCCCUACUCGAGCGCAGUCUCCGCCCAUCGUCGGAUCGUCGUCUCGUCCCGCCAGUCUCAUCGCUCGCACCAUCUCACCGCCCUUCGCUCGAGCCAAGUCGCCUCAGCUCAGGAAGGCUUCCGGUUUGGGUCAAGGCGUGCCAAGCGGCUCCACCUCGUGGAAGACGCGUCUCACCAGCUGGGGCAGCGGCGUCGACUCCAACACCAUCGCCGGCAGCUUGUCCGCCGCGUUUGGCGCCCCACCCAACUCCAGUGCGCCCCGCUUGGUCGCUCCCGUACCUGCCAGGGGCACCGCAAGUCCACUCAUCCCCUUCGAGGAUGACAGCCUCGCAGACGCUUCGCCUGCCAAGGAAGAGUCGAUCGACUUUGACGACGUCGACGCCGAGUUCCGCCAGGCCGUGUCCGGAGUGGCCAUGCAGCACCACCACAUGCCAGUCGAACGCGUGCAUACCGCAUCUCCACUGCCCGGCCACGAGCGCUCGUCAAGCCCCUACGUUCGCGCCAUCAUCAACUUGCGCCAGCAGACACCCUCACCUGCACGCCCGCCGCCCAAAAGCUGCCUCGUACGCUCCAAGACCCCGCAAGCGCCACGACCACCCACGCUCAUGAACGACGGCAUGAGGCCGCUUCGAGCCACGCGCUCCAACGAUCGCGAUUGCUGCUUCGAGCGCAGAAGACGCGCGCAAGGCAACCCCGUCAUAUGCCCGUCACCACUCAGCUCGCCCGACGACGAACGCUAUCCGUGGGGCGGCGAUGCUAUCACCCCCAACGAGAACCAUCCGGCGACCAAACCGGCCGAAAAGUCGAAAGGGUCGCGGUGGAGACGCUUCCGUAGAGCGGCUUCCGAAGAUGCGUCGCGAUCUGAGCCGAGCAGCUCGAGCCACAAUGCCCACAUGGACGAGACGGCGGUCAAGCGCGAGAUCCAGGCGGGCCGAUGGCCGUUUGAGGCGCCUCUGAAUGCGGAAUGCAGCUGCAAAAACUGCCAGCACACGAUCGAGGUGGGACUGGCGUCCGACUACGAGCCCAAGUGGACGCGCGCAGCACGCAUCCGCUGGCUCGAGGCGCAGGAGGAUGCCGCCGCUGCGGCUGCGCGGGGCGGCAACGGCACGGCUGUGAUGGCCUCGAGCGGGCUGCCACGAUCCACGAGCCGCACUGCGAUACAGGCCGACGAGAUGGCGCAGCUACACAACGAAACGGCGCACCCCAUGACGCAGGCCGAGUUGGAGGCCGAGCCUGCAUCGCCUGCGGUCGAGCAGGGCGAGCCGAGCUGGGUGGGUGGCGGCGCAAGGGAAGCGAGCGGCGUUCAGGCAAAGCCGCCGAAUCCCACGGGACUCGAAGAGGGCGACGACACGUUGCGGCGCGAAAUCAUGGCUCGACGGCAAAAGAUGGCGCGCCAGAGUCCCGUGAUGCGGUACGGAGCAAGGAGCAUGAUGCGGCAGCUGGAAGAGGCGGAGCGCAUCGAGCAAGAGGCGGCACGGACACGCUCGUCAAGUCGAGAGGGCCAUCGUACCACCGGCUCGGGACGCUCGUCGCCAGCUACGCCCGCCAUGUCGCCAUCGCUUCCGUCGACUCCAGACUCGGUCUCGAACGCGACGCAGGAACGCUCGGCGACCGAGGUAGCUGCAGCUGGCCAGUCGUACUUUGACAUGCCUGCGCCGCCCGAGCGGGUGCGGUCGCCGUUGGUGCCUGCGGGCGCUGUGUCGAGCCCGCGUUUUGCACGACCCGUAGCCGUGCCCUCGACGGCGUUCGGUAUGACCAAUGUGGCGCACGCACUCGAGGCCGCCGUAUCCGGCUCGCCGCCCGAGUCUCCUGCCGAAGAGCAACGGCCAGGCAAAGGGCAAGGAUGA